AUGGUCUUCCUCACGACGCAGCUGUGGCUGCGAAGCCGCGUCACAGACCGUUACUGGCGGAUCCAGGAGGUGCUGAAGCACGCCCGGCAUUUCCGAGGUAGGAAGAAUCGGUGUUACAGUUUGGCUGUAAGGGCUGUGAUUCGAGCCUUUGUGAAAUGCACAAACGCCCGGCGAUUGAAGAAGAGGAACAUGAGGACGCUUUGGAUCAAUCGCAUCACAGCUGCUUCCCAGGAGCAUGGCCUGAAGUACCCAGCCUUCGUCAGCAAUUUAGUUAAGUGCCAGGUGGAGCUCAACAGGAAAAUGCUUGCAGACCUGGCCAUCUAUGAACCAAAGACUUUCAAAUCCUUGGCAGCUUUGGCCAAAAGGAGGCGAGAGGAGGGAUUUGCUGCUGCCUUGGGGGACGGGAAGGAGCCACAAGGCGUGUUCUCCCGGGUGGUGCACUGCUACUGA
Elephantulus edwardii (Cape elephant shrew) is the source of this 450-nucleotide messenger RNA. RefSeq names its product mitochondrial ribosomal protein L20 (gene MRPL20). NCBI's taxonomy places the organism in Eukaryota, Metazoa, Chordata, Mammalia, Macroscelidea, Macroscelididae. Gene Ontology annotation, molecular function: rRNA binding; structural constituent of ribosome. The transcript is spliced from 4 exons. The coding region runs from base 1 to 450 and encodes 149 amino acids. Gene Ontology annotation, cellular component: ribosome. The record is from RefSeq and is a predicted model, not a curated record. Gene Ontology annotation, biological process: ribosomal large subunit assembly; translation.